Rhizophagus irregularis DAOM 181602=DAOM 197198 is the source of this 418-nucleotide messenger RNA. The record is from RefSeq and is a predicted model, not a curated record. Lineage: Eukaryota; Fungi; Glomeromycota; Glomeromycetes; Glomerales; Glomeraceae.
AUGGUUAGAGAUUGGAUGGGAAAUUUUUUAACAAAUAAAAGUGUAGCAAAAUGUGCUGCCCGAAUGGAUCAGUGUUUUUCAAGUACUCGUCAAAAGCUACCUGUUGAUGACAUUAAAGAAAUGCCCGAUAUAGUUAGAAAUGGUUUCACUUUUUCUGAUGGGGUAGGGAAUAUCUCUUUUUCAUUAGCAAAGAAGAUUGCUUAUUAAUUGGAUUAAGGGUGUUUUAUGUCAGCCAGCUUGUGUUGGAAGUUAUCAGAGGUUCUACAUUCAUCUCAGCAUAUCUCAAUCGUCAGGCGAUUAUAUUAUUGUCCGCAUUAGGAACUCCUGAUGAAGUAUUUAUUGAAUUAAAAGAUUUACGAGUUAGGGAAUUGGAUAAAAUGCUUGAAAGUGAACAUACGGCAUUGGAUUUUCUACAAAG